AUGCCCAAGCCGCACAAGCUCACCCUCGUGACCGACAUGUCGGCUGCCACCGUUGACGCCCUCGUCGCGUCGUACGUCGCGAGUUUCAGCCUCGAGACGUUCUACCCCUCAACGGCGCAGCUCAAGGGUCUCCCCGAUGGAGAGUAUUGGCACGCCCUACAGCUCAAAAAGAUCGCGUAUGCAAGCCUGUCAAAUCCGGGACACGAGGUGUGGUGUAUCCUCGGAGACAGGGAGGGUGGUAUUGAGGGACGCGACGUGGCUGCGCUCGUCAUCUUCAAGCUUCCCGGAUGUCCACCGGACGGACCUACACCGUACGACGCCGAGCUCGCUGGCCUCCCCAAAGUCGCUGUGGAGCGGUACCACCGCAUCGCCAAGGCUAGUGCUGCACUCACGGCGCGUUCUUGGCCAGGAGACAGCUUCCACAUCUCGUGGCUUGGCGUUGCGCCGGCAUAUGAGAAGCGCGGAAUGGCUGGUGCACUGAUGCGCAUGGCGCUCGCACGGGCUGCAGAGCAGGGAGGGAGUCUGCGCCUGAGCACGCAGUCGGCAGAUAAUGUCGCGUUCUACGAGCACCUCGGGUUCCAGGCCAAGGGAUACGACGAAUGGGAUAUCGCAGGUGUGCCACACACUUUCUGGGUGAUGGUGGCUGAACCCAAGCCUGCAGAUGGGGGAUAG
Messenger RNA from Cutaneotrichosporon cavernicola, 672 nucleotides. RefSeq lists its product as uncharacterized. Gene Ontology annotation, molecular function: acyltransferase activity, transferring groups other than amino-acyl groups. NCBI's taxonomy places the organism in Eukaryota, Fungi, Basidiomycota, Tremellomycetes, Trichosporonales, Trichosporonaceae. The record is from RefSeq and is a predicted model, not a curated record. The coding region runs from base 1 to 672 and encodes 223 amino acids. The transcript has 3 exons.